AUGUUUCGUUCUCGCAAGUUCGUUGAUGUGCCGUCUAAGCGUGUGGGUGCGGGGCUACUGUCAACAGAUACUCGCAAACGCCAGCGCCUCGAACAAUGGGAUGCGCUAUAUACGCCGCAAGUAGGGAAUAAUGUGGACAUGGAAGAAAGCGCAUCGCUAUUGAUGGACACACACUGUUGUACUAUCAUUGAGGACGCUCGUCUACCACCUCCACUACUGCAAGAAUUACUUGACGAAUGGCCACAAUUGCCAUUGCACCAGCGUUACCAGAUACGCUGCUGCCGCGUUCCAAUACCUUCAGCGCGUCACCGCAGUGGUCACCGAUGGGUCUCCUACUAUGUCUUCCCAUUGCGCACUAAGGUUCUUAUAUGGCAACAAGACAACGGCAAAGUCAUUGCACUACAAUUUCCAGAUGAGAUAAAACCAAAUGAAGUGCUUUACCCGCUUCUUUUCACGGUUUACAGCCAAAGUCUCAGCCUCAUGAUUGUAGGCAAGAGUGGCAUUGUGCUCUUUUGGGAAGAUAUUACACUCCCAUAUAAAAGCGUACCACUAAGUGUGCAAAUCCCCCUUGGCGCGAAUGAAAACGUGAGUUCACACCCCACUACAGCUACGAUGAAAAUUCAAGGUGGCGAGGAUUAUGAGGAUACAACUAGACUCAUGUGCUGGAGUAAUGAAGGCAAUGUGUGGGAGAUCGCAGUUGAAGAUCGACGAAUUCGAGUCCGGGCUUUUGAAAAACAAAGUGCUGGAUUCUUUUCUGGUCUCACUAAGUCUGUAUCACAGUUCUUCUUUUCAUCCACUACUUCAAAGUCUGAAGCUGGUGAAGACGAUUUAAAUGUGGAUCAACCUAUAUUGUAUUUGAGAGUGUUGCCACCAUCAAUUAAAGUUACUGCUUCGAUGAGCGACGAUAGAGAAGAAAGGGAAGAGUCUGUUGAUAUGUUACUGCUGUUCCGGGACGGUAUGCUGGAGCGACGAGCGUUCAGCUUGGAAAAUGCAAUGGAUUGUUCAAGUGUGUCAAGAUGGCACAUGAACGCAAGUCGUGUGGCCGUUCACUACUUUAGUAACAAUUUUUCUGAUGCUUGUUUGGUCAAAGUUCAUAUAAUCUCGAUGCCUUACAUCCUCGAGACAUGCUUUGGACUGCUUGUGGCGUUUGUAAGCUCACCUCCCGGUUCUUCCACGAACACAACAGUCAAGUAUGUCCUAUUUCAAUUCUCGCUUGAUGUUGUGGAUGCCAACGUCUCGUCCAAAUUUGCAUGGGCAUGUCUAUUAGAUUUUGAGCCAUCAUAUGAUGAACAAAAUUCCGACCAGUAUUUUGAGGUGGAAAGUUUCACCAUAACGCGUGAUGCCCUGUAUUUCGCUUGGACGCAAAUGCAACCGAUCCAGCUUAUGGCUAUUCAUCUGCCACAGACUGGUCAAACCAGAGUACGCUCGACUGUAUUCCCGCUAGAGGGAGUUCAAGGGCAAACAGCUCUCGCGUUUGAAGCUCGUGUGGACCCUACUUCGUUUGACAACAAUGCCUUGAAAGGCUCAGUCUCUUUUUUGCUCAUUCACGAAGAUGCCAAGCCGAUUAGCGGGUCAGUUUGCAUGGCUACGGCAUCAGAUAUGAUGAAACUCGAAUAUUCUCCAGUCUUUUCCGAAGCAUCGAUGGAUAAGACACGCAGAGGGCGUGAAGAGGCAAACCUUCAUGCUGUCCAAUCGUCACAUGUGCUAGGCAAAAAUUUGAACGUUGACGAUUACAUUCGCUUGAUUAUGACGCAUUUUGUUGACGACCCCAAUUUGGCAUUGCCUUUGCGUGUGAAUUCAUUAGACGUGGAGUCGGUAGCGCAGGCUGCUCUGGCGGUCGACCUUCAGAUUUUGGAUGCCAAAUCAUCGUCUGGAUUGCGAUGGGGUAUGGGAGACAGUAGCGAUGCUUUGCUGCAUAACAAUGCAGUACAAAAGGAGACCGACGCUCCUUCAGUCACACCGAAAUUGGUGCGUUAUCAGCUGAAAGAAAAAAGCAACCGUCACAUCGCCUUUAUAGAAUUUCUUCAACGCCGCUGUGCGCCGGUCUGGGAUUUUUUAGCGAAAUCGGACGAUCUGAAGCGACAUCUGAUCGAAAACGAGGAGAAGCUGCAAGCUGCAAUUGCUUUAAGCAAGUUUCAAGCGUCAGUCAUGUCGUCGAGUUCUCCAGAAACCGAAGGAGCGCUAUCUGAGGUGAAGAGAAUUCAGCGUCGGUUUACUGGAAAAUUUCUUCUUCAUGCAAUCGAGAAGACUGUGGAAAAACGAGGGUAUCAGAAGGAGCAGCUGCGUCUUGCAGGCUAUAACUCGUUUGAUGUGUUUUACUGCGAAGUGAGCAGAAUUUCGGAGCUUUUUGCAAAUUUGGAUGAAGAAAUACAAGCGCUUGUGACCUCAAUCGGCGAAAGCGACCGAAACUAUCUCCAUGCUCUGUUAGAAAGCGGCUGUGCCAUACUCAGUAUGCUCUGCACGCCCGUGCAAAGUUCUGCAACCAGUUUUGCGCUGACUGGAAGUUGGGCAUUUACGCGUGAAGUGCGGAGCGUGCUAGCAAAUCAUAUUUCGCGCUUGUCUGUUCUUGUUGGAUUCUCGCAAGGAGCCACCAAUAAGCAACUUCGCUGGCAGCACGACGACGUCUUUGAUAUCACUGACCAAAUUCAAAAACUUGGCAUCGCAAUGCUUGAUCUUUACGCUCGAUUUAUCCCUCUUGUUUCUAGCGACGAAGCGGAAGAGUUGCGCAAGGAAGAAAGAUUAACAAAAUGUGUGACACUGAACCCUCUCGUCUACAUUGCGACGCAAACUCCGUCAUAUGAGAGUGAGAUUGCGCUUGACUGUGAUCAAGAUGGAGCAAUCACGCAAAAGCGAGCAAAUCUCUUUAGCCAAUGUGUCGAGUUUUGCGAAAAAUAUUUGUACUUUGAAGGGAUGAUAUUUUUGAUUUUCGUUGAAGACUCCGUGAACUUAUCCAAGCUGGACUGUGUCCUGGGCAAAUUGCCAAAAAGCCCUGCAUCCAAGAGAUUAGAGUCAUUCUGCAAGAAAUACGAAGGAUUUGAUCACUUUGUAUUUCAGUGGUAUAAUGGCGAAAUUCAAAACCCAUGGGCACAAAGCAACGAAGAAGUUGCUCAGACGACAAUGAUGGCAUAUUUGCUUGCUCACUCGCAGAUCUUCGCACCAUCACUUCACAAAUUCAUGAAGACCCGGGAGCACUUACACAAAUAUAGGUGGUUGACAGCUGUGUCACUCGAGCGGUAUGAUCAGGUGGCGACCCUAUCUCUUUGUGAGGCCAAGAAAGAGCAGCGAUCAUUGUCGAAGCGCAAAACAAUGACCAGUAUUGCGAAAAUCGCUGCCUGUGCUUCAUCUAACUUGUCGCAUUCAAAAAUUAUUCAAGAGAUUAAUGACGAGCUUCUUCGUAAUAAGCUUCAAGAGCUGCUGCUGCAGCUGCCUUUGAAGAAACCUAUCAACCCGCACCCGCUAUUACCUAAAGAUUUGGUACAUGCAUGCUUAGCGUCAGCAUUAUCUACAGAAAAAGAUGACCCAAUGAGAAUCAACAUAUUUCUCAUGGCUCUUGAGGUGUUAGAGACGAUAGCAACCGACCCGAUAACCGACGAGUACAAAGAAUUGCGUGCUGGUGUGUGGCGAACCUGCAUUGUCGAUGACGCCGAGCUGUGGGACAAUAUAGCAGCAGAAUUGGCAGGUGUGAAUGAGGAGACUUUAGAGUCGCUUAUGCGUCAGACCCUUCUCUACCAAGUUAUGACGGAGCAUUCAUCGCAGAGUACACAAGGUGCUGAAUCAAGGGCAGCUUUGACAGUCGAGGUCAUUCGAGAGCUGGUACAUCGCGAGGGCGACGUCGACUCGAUUGUGAGCGUCCAAAGUCAGCAGCUAUUGCUCAAAACGCUGCAUUUGGCGAGUCAUUAG
Molecule: messenger RNA, 3900 nt
Organism: Plasmopara halstedii
Lineage: Eukaryota; Oomycota; Peronosporomycetes; Peronosporales; Peronosporaceae
Product: WD40/YVTN repeat-like-containing domain
Exons: 3
Coding region: 1-3900 (1299 amino acids)
Biological process (GO): transcription-dependent tethering of RNA polymerase II gene DNA at nuclear periphery; poly(A)+ mRNA export from nucleus; protein import into nucleus
Cellular component (GO): nuclear pore outer ring
Molecular function (GO): protein binding; structural constituent of nuclear pore
Source: RefSeq, a predicted model, not a curated record